Messenger RNA from Dentiscutata heterogama, 199 nucleotides. The record is from the annotation of a GenBank genome assembly. NCBI's taxonomy places the organism in Eukaryota, Fungi, Glomeromycota, Glomeromycetes, Diversisporales, Gigasporaceae.
AUGGCGAUGAAUCAUUCAAUAACUUGUGAGGAAUCCGAUAUUAAAAGAAGUUUUAUUUCUGCUAAUGAAGAGAUCAAAACAAAUCAAAUUAUCUUACCAAAUCAUCAACGCUUAAUUUAUACGAGUAAACCAACAAAAACUAAAGAAGUUAAACUAGCAUGCGAAUCAGCUAAAUUGUAUGAACCAGCUAAAUUUGAAG